AUGGAGAUCGCGCUGGUGACUUUGGAGAACGGCGGCACCACGGCCAUCGCGGGCGGCGACGAUGCCGCGGCCGCCGGCGGCCGGGCGCGCUGGCGGGGCAACUUGCUGCACCUCGCCGGCUCGCCGCAGCUGAGCGACGGCAAGGAGAACGCCCCGCCGCCGCCGCCGCCGCCGCCGCCCGCGGGGGACGAGGAGCGGGAGCGGCCCCCGCCGGAUCCCCGCGCGGGAGGCGGCGGCGGCGCGAGCGGCCCCGACGAGCGGCCGGCGGAGCUCCGCGCUGCCCUCGCGCCGCCGCCGCGGCCGCCGCCCCGCGCCCCACGCCCCGCCGCGGACAUGGGGCCGUCCGAGGAAGGGGGACACCGCCGGGGCAUGGCCAUGGCUGCGGCCGGCGAUGAGGAGGAGGAGGCGGCGGCGGCCAACCCGGGCGCCAUGCACCAUCAGCGGGUGCUGAUCAACAUCUCGGGGCUGCGCUUCGAGACGCAGCUGGGCACCCUUAACCAGUUCCCCGACACGCUGCUGGGGGACCCCGACAAGCGCAUUCGCUACUUCGACCCGCUCCGCAACGAGUACUUCUUCGACCGCAACCGGCCCAGCUUCGACGGCAUCCUCUACUUCUACCAGUCCGGGGGCAAGCUCCGCCGGCCCGUCAAUGUCUCCAUCGACGUCUUCGCCGACGAGAUUCGCUUCUACCAGCUGGGUGAGGAGGCCAUGGAGCGCUUCCGGGAGGACGAGGGCUUCAUCAAAGAGGAGGAGAAGCCCCUGCCCCGCAAUGAGUUUCAGCGCCAGGUCUGGCUCAUCUUUGAGUACCCCGAGAGCUCCAGCUCAGCCCGGGCCAUCGCCAUCGUCUCCGUGCUGGUGAUCCUCAUCUCCAUCAUCACCUUCUGCCUAGAGACCCUGCCCGAGUUCAGGGACGAGAGGGAGAUGCCCGUACCUCUGCCCCCACAAGGUGGAGGUUUAAAUGACACGCCCGGGGACUCCCCAGCCAUGCAGCCACCCAGUAGCCUGGCUGACCCCUUCUUCAUCAUUGAGACCACCUGUGUGAUCUGGUUCACCUUUGAGCUCCUCGUGCGCUUCUUCGCCUGCCCCAGCAAGCCCGAGUUCUCCCGCAACAUCAUGAACAUCAUCGACAUCGUGGCCAUCAUCCCCUACUUCAUCACCCUGGGCACCGAGCUGGCCCACGAGCAGCAGCAGCCCGGGGCUGGCAGUAGCAAUGGGGGUGGGGGCCAGCAGCAAGCCAUGUCCCUGGCCAUCCUCAGAGUCAUCCGCCUGGUCAGAGUCUUCAGGAUCUUCAAGCUCUCCAGGCACUCCAAGGGGCUGCAGAUCCUGGGACAGACUUUGAAAGCCAGCAUGAGGGAGCUGGGCCUCCUCAUCUUCUUCCUCUUCAUCGGGGUGAUCCUCUUCUCCAGCGCUGUCUACUUUGCUGAGGCCGAUGACCCCGAGUCUCAUUUCUCCAGCAUCCCUGAUGCUUUCUGGUGGGCUGUGGUAACCAUGACUACUGUGGGCUAUGGGGACAUGAGACCUGUCACUGUGGGGGGCAAGAUUGUGGGCUCCUUGUGUGCCAUCGCUGGUGUGCUCACCAUUGCCCUCCCUGUCCCUGUCAUUGUGUCCAACUUCAACUACUUCUACCACCGAGAGACUGACCAUGAAGAGCAGGCUAUCCUCAAAGAUGAACACAGUAGUGCUCAGGGCAGCACUGUGGGGGGAGAAGUGAAGAGAAGACCCAGCAAAAACUCUCUGAACAAAUCUGUUGUGCACUUGGAAAACAGUGAGGAGUUCAACAAUGGCACCAGCUCCUUAGAGAAAGCAAAUAUCAAAGCAAAAAGUAAUGUAGAUCUCAGAAAAUCCCUCUAUGCUCUCUGUCUGGACACCAGUAGGGAAACAGACCUGUGAGGAGAGGAGACAGUUAGAGUUCAGAGGGGCAGAAGGAUUUUCUGGUGUCAGAAACUUGCUACUAUAAUUACUCUUUUAGUACCAAUUAGUUUUUUAAGUCAGGCUGUACUUUAUAAAUUGAUCACUGUCCUGAGCAGUCCUCCAGGAAUACAUGUUUUUGUGGUUUUUUUCCAUGACACAAAGGGUAACCUAUUUUUAAAAUAGACUAAGAAUAAGCACCACUCCAUGAUGCAGGAGCUGGUAAAUUAUGACAGUGAAAAAUCUAAUUUGUAGAAACUUAUUUUACGAAUGACCAUUGGUUUUGAAUGGGUAAUUUGUAACCAAUUCAGUUGCUCCGAGUCUAGUGUAAAGUACUGGGGGGAUGUGUGUGUGGAGAAUGAAUGGAUUGGGGAUGGGAGGGAGGAGGUUGAAGGGUUUUGUAUUACAGUUUCAAAUUGAAAUUAUUCAAAUAUAUUUUGUAUCUGUAUGACUGUAUUUAUGGUUGAAAGGAGAUUUCUUAUUCAUGUGAAAUAUGAUAUCAUUAAAGCACUAGGAACAUUAGCAAAUCAGCACUUUCUGAGUUUUCCAGUAGUGAUCAGCACAGAUCUGGUUAUCUUGUAUGUGAAGUGAAUUUGGUGCUUUGAACCCUAGAGCAGAAAACUUCUAUUGUUAUUGAUAUGUUAGUUUCUUGUGAGCCUUAAAUUAUUAAAUAUUGUAGAUAUACUUCUUUAUAAUAAUUUUAUUAGUUACCUUCCUGUUUCAGAAUUUCUAAGUCAUUCAGUCAUGUGCUUACUGGCCCCACUCAAAAAAGUAUGUGCAACUUUUUCUUUUUUUUUUUUUUUUGUGGUUUUACAGUUUUGUAUCUUUGUUAUAUUGUUGAGACCUAAAGGAAAAAAAAUACACUCUUCUGCUGUUACUAGUUUAAAUCUAGUGCACAGCGAAUCUAAAGUGAUCUGAACAGAUUUUCAAGUGCACAACAGAUCAAAAACAUGAGGGAGUGGAUAGGCACAAUGAGAAAGUUGAAUAUUGAGUGUAAUAUCUGCAGAACUGUUUUCAUUGUACACUCAAGAUUCCUUGAGCGUGUGUAUCAGUCGCCUUUAUGUAUGCACACACCAUUUGUGUACACAGUUCUCUGGUUUUAGUUCUCUCAGACUGGGAGUGGAUGGCACUUCAGGAGUCAAACGUGGCAUGCUGUGCUGCUUCAGCAACCAUCGUGUGGCUUUUCUCUUGGACACGGAUGAAAAGCACCAUGUUUUCAUCAAAACACACCCCUGGUUUCUUGUAUUUCCAAACAAAACCUUCUCAGUGCUGUGGAUUUUACAGUUGAGGUGUUGAGAGACGAGUGACACCUUGCCUUCAUCAGGAUCACAGCUAACUCUGAAGACUGACGAAAAGUUGCUCCUUUAGCUCAAAGAGCUUUCUUACAAUUUCUCUUGCAAAGGACAUCUUUGUUUCCCCCUCCAACUUCUGUUGUAUUGCUGAAGGAUGGUCCAUGCCUUUCCCACAUCCUGUGGCACAGCAAGAGUAGCAGAGAAGAGAAGGCUUGAUUGUCAACAUCGCUCAAGCCUGUGAUACAGGUUAUUGACCUUUGAGACAGAGCAGAGAUCCGUUCUGAAUUAGGUGAAGUGUCUAAGAGAGGUGAAAAGUCUGUGAGGCCAAAGCUGAAGGAAAAGUCAGAUGCCGGAGACAGCAAGACGACAGAGAAAGAAAAACAGAAAUGACCACGAGGUCAAUUUGCCCCCGACCUAAGAAUUCCUUUGAUAAAGGAGAACUGGCGAUAAAUGUCACGCGGAAUGAAUAUGUAUGAACCUAUUGUGAAGCUGUAUGCAUAUGCAUUUGGAAGGGGGGAUAAAAGGAGACCUGAGAUCUUCAGGGGCACGCAUGCCUUUUGAGGAGAAUUUUCUCCGUAUGCGUCCGGCGCCGUAAAUAAACAUACUGGGCUUUACAACUUUUAUAAA
Messenger RNA from Melospiza melodia melodia, 3827 nucleotides. It is a transcript of the gene KCNA5, whose product is annotated as potassium voltage-gated channel subfamily A member 5. Gene Ontology annotation, biological process: protein homooligomerization; potassium ion transmembrane transport. Gene Ontology annotation, molecular function: protein binding; delayed rectifier potassium channel activity. The coding region runs from base 1 to 1890 and encodes 629 amino acids. Lineage: Eukaryota; Metazoa; Chordata; Aves; Passeriformes; Passerellidae. The record is from RefSeq and is a predicted model, not a curated record. Gene Ontology annotation, cellular component: voltage-gated potassium channel complex; membrane; intercalated disc. The transcript has 2 exons.